Molecule: messenger RNA, 675 nt
Organism: Juglans regia (Persian walnut)
Lineage: Eukaryota; Viridiplantae; Streptophyta; Magnoliopsida; Fagales; Juglandaceae
Product: zinc finger protein 6-like
Exons: 1
Coding region: 1-675 (224 amino acids)
Biological process (GO): negative regulation of abscisic acid-activated signaling pathway
Source: RefSeq, a predicted model, not a curated record
AUGAAGCGGAUCUUCUCUUGCAAGUACUGCAACAAAAAGUUCUCCAACUCGCAAGCGCUGGGUGGCCACCAAAACGCCCACAAACAUGAGCGAGCUGCAACGAAGAAAGACAACGUGAUAUAUGUUCCACUUCUUCCUGCUUUUGAACAGUACACGGAUCAUCGUCCUCUGUUCAACCAUCCGUAUUUGGCUAUGGCUGCUGCAACCGUACCUUUGCAUGGAUCAAUGAUCAGCGAAACCCUAGGGAUUCAGCGACACUCAAUCAUGAUUCAUAAGCCGUACCACAGAAGAAGUGACAGUACCUGGCCCCAUGGGUGGAAAAGGCUGGCCAAUGUCAUGAGCUCUCAAGCUGCAAUUAUGGAUGAUCGAUCACAGUACUACCUACAAGCUGCCAGUACUCAAUCACUACAUCGUCAUGUCUUGGCCAGAAGUGGUGAACUCCGACCGUUGGACAUGACUGUCUUCAACACUAGUAGUACUACUAAUGCGACGUUUAAUGGCCGCGUGGUGCCUAGAGGCCGCCGUACUAUUUUUCUAACAACGUCGCUACCUUUCUCUAAUAGGAGUGACAGUAGCAGCAGUUCUAAUUCACACAACCAGCAGCGUGAAACUACUCCAGUGGCAGAGGUGCUCGACUUGUCCCCAACUUCUUUCCUACCAACUUCGCUUUGCUAG